Messenger RNA from Tachysurus fulvidraco (yellow catfish), 3645 nucleotides. RefSeq names its product Sp5 transcription factor a (gene sp5a). The record is from RefSeq and is a predicted model, not a curated record. Gene Ontology annotation, biological process: regulation of transcription by RNA polymerase II. Bases 685 to 1818 code for a protein of 377 amino acids. The transcript is spliced from 2 exons. Gene Ontology annotation, molecular function: RNA polymerase II cis-regulatory region sequence-specific DNA binding; DNA-binding transcription factor activity, RNA polymerase II-specific. Lineage: Eukaryota; Metazoa; Chordata; Actinopteri; Siluriformes; Bagridae.
UCCCAGUUGUGGCUUGUCUUGGCUGAAACAAAUGGGUCGAAUCCUGAUUAACUUUGUGUUGAAUCGCAUUAUCCCGUCUCUUUCGCCUCCCCCCGUGAAGCUAUCUAACAAGCCUCGUACCAAUAGAUUUGUGCAGAUAACACGGGGGCAUUGUGCCGACGGGCCGCGCUACAAAUCCUUAAUUACAGCAUGGGGGGAUCGGGUGACUCCGCCAUCCAAUACCGGGCUCCCCGCGCGGAAAGGGCUCUUUGAUCAAGAAAAUCCAAUUAUUUGUGUAUAUACAUUUCCCACAUAGUGAUUACUUCAUUAAUUGUCCCGCCUUUAUCUCCACCCUGCCCAUCCCCCCUAAUAAUCAGCCCUUUUAUCCAGACCAACAAACACACCAUAGGAGCUUUGUGGAUUCAAAGGAUUUGCUUCCCGCUCUCAAAGAGCCGCUAUUCUUUGAUGAUUGGGCAGCGGCAAACUUCAAAGUCAUAAAUCUUCCUCCUGACUGGCUGGCGGCCCACCAAAGUCCUUAUCAAAUCCUAAGAAGUGAUCCUUCAGUCCCUCAGAUGGUCCAAGGAUAUCUGGAGGAGAGGAAGCGCAGGGACUCCACUUUUCUACAGGAAUACGCUGUUGUGUUUCUUCCAGCGCUCCGACUCUUCGCCUGAGACAGUGAGGAAGAGCGCGAGGAGAAAGUUGGCCAUGGCAGCGGUGGCUGUGCUGAGGAACGACAGUCUACAGGCGUUUCUGCAGGACCGUACUCCAAACUCCUCACCGGAGAACAAGCAUUCACCUCUAGCGCUUUUAGCAGCUACGUGUAAUCGGAUCGGGCACCACCACCACCACCAUCACCCAUCUAACCCAGCUGACUUUAUCCAAGUUCCAUACGACGCGACCCUGGGUUCUCCAUCGCGCAUUUUCCAUCCGUGGAGUAACGAGGCAAAUCAUCAGACUGCUAUUUCCAGCAGUUCCUCUUUCGGACUAUCGUCUAAACCUCCACUUUCUGCGCACCUCCAAGGCUCCUACAGCUCUCCCCAUGAGCUGCCGUUAACACCUCCGGCAGAGCCCUCGUACCCUUACGACUUCUCGCCGGUCAAGAUGUUGCCGUGCUCCGUACAGUCAUUACAGGCCACGUGUCCGCCGACCUACGUCCCUGCUGUGACGUACACGGCUCCAGCGCCCAUGCCACCUGCCGUGCCAGCUUUUGUAGCCGGCCACUCGGGCCUGGUACCCCAACAUCAGAGACAGCUGUCCCCAAAUCCGGCCGAGGACAUCCCGUGGUGGAGCUUGCAGCAAGGCAACGCCGUAAGUCACCCGUCGUCCCUGGCGCCUCACCGUUUUCCUCUCCAGAGGGGUUUAGUGCUUGGCCACACGGACUUGGCGCAGUACCAGAGUCAGAUCGCUGCUCUGCUGCACCCCAAAUCCCCCCUCGCUUCAGCGCGCCGAUGCCGCAGGUGUCGCUGCCCGAACUGCCAGACGUCCAGCUCGAGCGACGAACCGGGUAAAAAGAAGCAGCACGUAUGCCAUGUUCCCGGCUGCGGCAAAGUUUACGGCAAGACGUCCCAUCUAAAAGCGCACCUUCGCUGGCACUCCGGAGAGAGGCCGUUCGUCUGCAACUGGCUUUUCUGCGGGAAAAGUUUUACACGCUCGGACGAGCUGCAGAGGCACCUGAGGACACACACCGGAGAGAAGCGCUUCGCCUGUCCCGACUGCUGCAAGAGGUUCAUGAGGAGCGACCACUUGGCCAAACACGUGAAAACACAUCAGAACAAGAAAGCCAAACCUCAUGAGAAGAGCGCAGGACACGUUAAACGGGAAGACACGAGACACAUUUAAAGGACUGGUGCAAUACCUUGCACUCCUGACAAUGCACAGAACAUAAAAAGUGGACUUUACAAAAUGUUUCAACUUUCUUAACAACCAAUGCAAGUUGUUUCUUUUAAAGGCGUGAAAAGUCUCACUUAUUUGGAAUUUACAUUUCUGGACUUGUAAAUAUGAUUUUCAAGUCUGUACAUUACAUUACGAAGUCAUGGGGACUUUGAAAGAUGUUUCUUAUCCCUGUGCUGCCCAUAAUAUCACUAACAAGUUUUGAACUUGUGUUAAGAUCUUUGUCUUCGGUGGAAGAUCUCACAUUGAUUGUAAAUAUAUAUUUAAUAGCUUUUGUUGAAGGAAAGUGUCGGUUUUCGCUCCUUGUGGGGUGUUUUAGCAUGCUAUAUUGAAAACAAGCUGUUAAAUUGCUGUGUAAAAAUAAAGAAACUUGUUCAUCCACUUAAAGUUGAGUAAUAUAGUAAGUAAAAGGUUUUCACAUCAGGGUGAGGGUAAAAUAUCGUUUAAGAUCUUAUAACACUGGUUUUAGCAAUCCCUUCAAGUAAAGCUGGCAUCACUGUAGAAUAGUAUCAGUUUAUAUAAACUGAGUAAAUAUGACAAACGUUUCUUGAUGGCAUCUUUUAUAUCACAGCUAAAAGUCUAAUAAUAUUAUUGUUAAAGGGAAGACAUUUGUAUUACUAUUAUGUUCAUAUCACAGCUUUUGCUUAGAUGAUCUAUCAAGUUUGGGUACGUUGGCCGACAGAGCUUUAAACUAAUACAUUCGUCUAUAAUAUGAGGAGGUCCGUAAUUUUUGCUGGUUUUAUUAAGUCAUGCCUUUGUGCUUUUCUUUUUAUAUGACUAUGAACAGUGAAAAGGUUUAACUUGUGUGUGUGGAAUUUUAAUGAAAAUGCUCAAAAGGAGCCAACUGUAUAAACUCUAUUACAUUGUUUUUAAUUCAUUUGUGUAACUCAUUUGUUAGUUAUACUACUCAAAGAACCACAAUAUGAUUUUUUAGGUUUACUUCAUUCAAGUACAUCUGGAGAUUAAACAACCUAUUGAACAACUAAUGUAACAGAAUUACAGGUGUUUCACAGUUUACGUAAUUGUAUAUGUAAUAUAGUAUUCUAAUUAAAUAGGAUUGUUGGCUUUUACAUUUUGAUCAGCUUUAAGUAAUAUUUUAAGCUCCACUCUAGCACACAGUGAUGAAGAACUUAUCACAAAAAUAAGGAUUGUGCUCAUGGGAUGAGCUGGCCAUUCCACAAAGUCUAAUACUUUUUUCCACAAAAAAAUAUUUAAGACACAAUAUUGGAAUCGAAAUCUGCUGUACUCUCUAUGUAGAGGAGUUAAAGGCCAAAGAGUGUAUUGAAUUUCCACACAAAUCAGGUGUUGUACUGUACUUUCUAAGAAAAGGGUUUGUUAAUGGUGUGUUUGUAUAUUUAUCAGUUUGCUUUAUAAUCUUGCUCUAAUUUGGAACCUUUUCUGAUGGUGAGAAACUCUGUAUGGUUCAACAGAGAGCAUUUAAAGGUUGCUCUAGAGUUAUAACUUAGAUUAGAUAGAUUUUAAUGUUUUUUCUGCAGGUGUUUAAAAAUGUUUCUAUGCCAAGAGCCAACAUGUUGAUGGAUGUAGAGCCACAAACUGCAUGGUGAAAAUGCUAUUAGCAGUGUCCUUAUCUUCUAAUAUUGCACCUCCAACCCCCACAAAUAUAAAUAAACAAAUAAACAAACAAACAAACAAACAAAUAAUUGCUGACACCAUUACAGCAUAAGACAAUAAGUAUGCCAUCCUGUGGUGUUUUAACUUUAGCUUUAUAACUAGCAUAUCUUGUUCUAUUAUAUCCACUUACCAGUGAUGAUUGAA